Talaromyces atroroseus is the source of this 2217-nucleotide messenger RNA. RefSeq lists its product as hypothetical. The transcript is spliced from 6 exons. Gene Ontology annotation, cellular component: cytoplasm. NCBI's taxonomy places the organism in Eukaryota, Fungi, Ascomycota, Eurotiomycetes, Eurotiales, Trichocomaceae. Bases 1 to 2217 code for a protein of 738 amino acids. Gene Ontology annotation, biological process: intracellular signal transduction; protein phosphorylation. Gene Ontology annotation, molecular function: ATP binding; protein serine/threonine kinase activity. The record is from RefSeq and is a predicted model, not a curated record.
AUGGAGGCAUCUCCAAUGUCAACAAGUCCGAGCCGGAUCUCAGAUGUAGAGACGGACGGCACUGCUACAAACUCCUCCUAUAAUGCCGUGAGGCAAACGUCCUCCUCAUCCUACGAUAGCCCGAGACGACACCAACAUCGCCAGCCGACUGCGCCACGCCAUGUCAAGGAAACACUCAAUGCUCACUCCGAAUACACAACAAGUCAAGAUGACGGCAGUGCGCAACACCGCAUCAACCAGUAUAUAAUUAAGCAGGAGAUUGGACGAGGCUCGUUUGGCGCAGUUCACCUAGCAGUGGAUCAAUAUGGCAACGAAUACGCCGUCAAGGAAUUUUCCAAGGCUCGAUUGCGCAAACGACAGCAGUCUCAUAUGCUUCGAAGACCACAGCGCCCAGGUACCGGAUUCAACUCACCCCUGCAUCGCCAUCCCUCCGGCACGGACGACUUGCAAAGCGGCCACCCCUUGGAUUUGAUUCGACAAGAGAUAGCAAUCAUGAAGAAACUCAAUCACAACAACUUGGUCUCGCUGAUUGAAGUCUUGGACGACCCCACGGAAGACUCCCUAUACAUGGUCAUGGAGAUGUGUAAAAAGGGGGUUAUCAUGAAAGUCGGACUAGAGCAAAAAUCUGAUCCGUACGAAGAUGAAAGAUGUCGAUUAUGGUUCCGCGAUCUCAUCCUCGGAAUUGAAUAUCUUCACUCUCAGGGCAUUCUUCAUAGGGAUAUCAAGCCGGAUAACUGCCUUCUCACGUCGGACGACGUAUUGAAAGUGGUUGAUUUUGGCGUAUCCGAAAUGUUUGCGAAGGACUCUGACAUGUACACAGCAAAGUCAGCAGGGUCACCGGCUUUUCUUCCUCCAGAACUCUGCGUCGUUAAGCAUGGUGAUGUAUCAGGCAAGGCUGCCGAUAUCUGGUCCAUGGGGGUAACUCUAUAUUGUUUGCGCUACGGCCGAAUUCCGUUCGAAAAGCAGAGUAUAUUUGAAUUAUACGAGUCAAUUCGCAACGAUGGGUUUGAUUUGGAGGACGAGCAGGAUGAGGAUUUUAAAGAUUUAAUGUACCGGAUUUUGGAAAAGGAUCCAGCAACAAGAAUCACCAUGCCGGAAUUGCGGAAUCACCCCUGGGUGACCAAAAAUGGUGAAGAUCCCUUGCUUUCAGAGGAAGAAAAUACGGCCCAGGUAGUUGAACCGCCCACGGAGGAAGAAAUGGUAUCAGCUAUUACACAUAGUGUGGAAAACCUAUUCACAGUGAUGAAAGCCGUCGGCAAAUUCAAAAGACUAGUAGACCCCUCAAAACAAGUGAUGCACAGCAUUCUCGGAGAAGAGCACGACUCACAUCUAGUCCAACCUCCAAUGCAAAUGGAUGACGAAGAUGAGGGCCCCGAGGGCCUGAGUUUAUUCAAGAAGAUUCUUAAGGAUAAAGAACUGGCUCGCCACAAGAGCUCAACGGCCAACACGUCGCGGGAUUCUUCGUUUAACGAACGAGAUCGAGGACGGUCACCCAAGAGACAAGGCUCCGAUAAUAGUUCCUCCAACAAUAAGCAAAGCAGGGCGCGUCUAAUAGCAGCAGCGACAGCAAUAUCAUCGUCAUCUUCACGCGCAGACACGCCAUCGCGAAGCAUGUCCGAAGCAACACGCGGCCAGGCACGAGACCCAUUAGAAGAGGAAGUAACAUUUCUGCACAUCGGCCCAUCAACAUUUACCGGAUAUCACGACGACGAGUACGAUAACAGCCCGUACCAUUAUUCACACGAGAGCACAAGUGGAAAACCACAAAGACCUGUCCUCCCUCCUCUCAACGUGCCAGACACAUCUAUAUACGGAAUCCCAGAAUUCCCUCAAACAACACACCCAAUCGAUCCCGACGCGGUACCCAUCGUCAGCGAAUCGCCAGGCGCCUCUGAAAUCGAUAUAUACGAGACCGCAUACCGUGAGGAAAUCGAGCGCAUCAAGAAACGCAGUAUUUCUUCCCGCCUCGACCCGGGGACAGGGGUAGCAGCCGGAGACACGAGCAGAGAAGGAAACGAACAAACACCAGCUACAAGAGUAUAUUUAACCCGGCGUGUUGAGAGUCAAAAGAAGCAUUUGGAUGAAGUUUUGCGAAUGGUUCAAGAACAUCAUCAACAACAUCAAGACCAAGCAGAGCAACAAAACAAAACCCCUGUUUCGACAGUCCUACAAGUCAGUGACGAGCACUCCGGGACAAGCCAGCGUGGCUUUUUGUAA